Messenger RNA from Otolemur garnettii (small-eared galago), 985 nucleotides. RefSeq names its product phosphoglycerate mutase 1. The record is from RefSeq and is a predicted model, not a curated record. The transcript has a single exon. Gene Ontology annotation, biological process: glycolytic process. The coding region runs from base 28 to 792 and encodes 254 amino acids. Gene Ontology annotation, molecular function: intramolecular phosphotransferase activity. NCBI's taxonomy places the organism in Eukaryota, Metazoa, Chordata, Mammalia, Primates, Galagidae.
CGAGCGUCGCAUCCUCCCUCUGCUGCCAUGGCUGCGUAUAAGUUGGUGCUGAUCCGGCACGGCGAGAGCGCCUGGAACCUAGAGAACCGCUUCAGCGGCUGGUACGACGCCGACCUGAGUCCAGCGGGCCACGAAGAGGCGAAGCGCGGCAGGCAGGCGCUUCGAGAUGCUGGCUAUGAAUUUGACAUCUGCUUCACCUCAGUGCAGAAGAGAGCAAUCCGGACCCUCUGGACAGUGCUGGAUGCCAUUGACCAGAUGUGGCUGCCUGUGGUGAGGACUUGGCGCCUCAAUGAGCGGCACUAUGGGGGUCUGACUGGCCUCAAUAAAGCAGAAACUGCAGCCAAGCACGGUGAAGCUCAGGUCAAGAUUUGGAGGCGCUCCUAUGAUGUCCCCCCACCUCCGAUGGAGCCUGAUCAUCCCUUCUAUAGUAACAUCAGUAAGGAUCACAGGUAUGCAGAUCUCACUGAAGACCAGCUGCCUUCCUGUGAGAGUCUGAAGGACACUAUUGCUAGAGCUCUGCCCUUCUGGAAUGAAGAAAUAGUUCCCCAGAUUAAGGAGGGAAAACGGGUACUGAUUGCAGCCCAUGGCAACAGCCUCCGGGGCAUUGUCAAGCAUCUGGAGGGUCUCUCUGAAGAGGCUAUCAUGGAGCUGAACCUGCCGACUGGUAUUCCCAUGGUCUACGAAUUGGACAAGAACUUGAAGCCCAUCAAGCCCAUGCAGUUCCUGGGGGAUGAAGAGACCGUUCGUAAAGCCAUGGAAGCUGUGGCUGCCCAGGGCAAGGCGAAGAAGUGAAGGCUAGCAGACAGAAUGCUGCCCAGGGAACACCUUCCUGGCCCUCAUUUCUCUGCACCUCUACCCUGCACAUGUUACACUGACCACAUCUGGAAGCAUCAGAAGUAUAGCUGCAGAUGGGGACCAGUGACUCCCAUUUUAAUCUUAGUCUUUUUUUUUUCCUGUACCCACUCCCUUCAUACAUUCUAGUCAG